AUGCCGCCCCAGGCCAUCAUGUACCGCCUUUGGAAUAUCCGGCGUACUCAGCCUGCCCGGGCCCCCCGGAAGUGGGUCCCCAUUCUGGGGGAGCUGCAGAAGACCCUCCAGACGGGCGAGUACCUGCCCCUCCGCCCGCUGCCCAUGUUCGAGAGUAACUUUGUUCAGGUGACAAAUUGUGGGAGCCCUGUGUUUGUGCAUCAUAGAACCAACAGGCUGACCAUGGGCGUGGCAGCCUCUCUGCCUGGCCUGGUGCUGCCAGACAUCUUGCUGAUUGCUCAGCCCCCUGAGGACAGGGACUGCUCCGGCCUCAUGCUGACCAGGAUGAUCCCACUAGACCUUGUCCACCUCUACGUCCACGACCUAUAUGCCUGGCGCCUGAAGCUGUGCCUGGUCACUGGCCGCUAUUACUACCUGGAGCUAGACGCCCCUGACAAUGAGGUGGGCUUCCUGUUUGACCGCUGGAUCUGUCUUAUCAACCUGCUUCGGGAGCCUACCAGCAACUGGGCCCCCAGGACCCUGCACACACCCCCCCUGGAUGUGUCCCUGGCCACAGCACCUGCCUCCACCUGGCACCUCCAGGACCAGAGCCACAGAGGACUUACAGCCGAGGUUUCUGAAUCCACCUUUUCUUAUAAAAUACUGAUGCAAAGGAAGGCCAAGGUCCCCAACUGCAAUUUCAAGUCUCAGGCUGUGGGUGACUCCAUGCCUCUUGUUUGGUCCCAGAUGGAACAAUCUGACGUUAGGAAAAGAGGCACAGGAAAAAAGUCUCACCCAGAUGCCGGGUAUGAUAGGUCUAACGCUGAGAUACACGUUUCUGACAAAGCCAGCAUCACUAUCCGCACCAUCUUCAGCAUAAUUUCCAGAACUAUCAACCAGGGACAGUCCUCUUCAAAGGCCAGCCAUGUGUCAGGGACCAGGGCUUGGACCCCUGGGUCUGAGGGAGGAGGGUUGGGGCCUGGGUUCCUGGAUCUGAGGGAGGAGGCCUGGGGUCUGGACUCUUGGGUCUACUCAGCAGAUUCUGAGGAAGACACCGGCCGGGGAGGUUUGAUCGAGACCCCUUUACGCUGUAUCUCGGCCUGCAGACCUGAUCUCACCUUUCUGGGCCCCUGUGGUCAGCUAGACAUGGUCCUCUGGCAACAAGAUCUUCAAGACCUCAUGGACCCUGAAUCCAGCACUUUGUCCUCAUCCUCCUUGAGCCUAACUCCCUAUCCUCCUGCCUUCUACCUCUCUUCACCCAUCUCCCACCUAAGGUCUGGUCACAAGGCCAGGUCUAUGAGCUUUCGGCACUGCCAGAGACCACCACCCUCCUGGAAGGCCCCAACUGCCCCAGUGGCCUCAUGGAAAGCACCAGUCAUCAUGGACCAGUCCCAUAAGGUGUUGGCUGUACCUGCUCUAUCACGGAAGGCCCCACCUCUUUGCUCUCCAUCCCGGAAGAUCACAGUUGUACCUCGGUCAUCCCCAAAGGCCUCUGCCAUACUCGCUAUUUCCCAGAGGGCUUCAGCCAUACCUGGCCUUUCCCGGAAGGCCCCACCUGGAUUGGUUGUUCCUCAGAAGACCCCAGCUGUACCUAACUCCUCCUGGAAAGCUACAGCUAUACCUGCCCCACUGCAGAAGACUCUGUCCUUAACACAGAAGGUCACACGUGCACCUGCUAUUCCCCAGAAAGCCACGUCCCGCCCUGUCCUAAAGAAGCUACCUCUGGUCCUUCCCACCCCAUCCUGGAAGACUCCAUCCUCACCUUCCCAACACAAGAAGGUGUUAGGCUCACCCACCUCACAGCAGAAGGGCCCUAGCGGUCUUCAUGUGUUGGCAGCAACAAUUCCUGGAGGGGAGGUUCUGGAGCAAAGCAAGCCUGACCGGAAACCCGAGCCUGUGGUGUUUGUGGGCACCCAGGAGACAAAAGUAGUAGAGACAAGGACCCAGACGAAAUCUCUGGAGCAACCCUUCACUACAACCAAGAAGGAGUCUAAGGAGUUUGUGAUUCGCAAAACCCAGGUGGUGAACCUGGAGGGCCUCAAGGGCAAGAGGAAGUCAGAGGGCAGGACCCACAGGAUGAAGGAGAAGACAUCCUUGGACACGCCCAACAUGAGAUCCAAGAAGGUGGAACAGCAGAAAAGGUGGGUCAAGACCCAGGAACUGGCCAUCGAGGUCCCUUCCAAGGAGUACAGCAGACCCUUUUCUGUGGAAGGGCUCACCCUGGCCAAGUUGAUGAUCAUGGCCAAUUCGAAAGAGCCAGCUGACGUCUCACUACCCUCCUGGCUCUCAAUGACUUCUCAUGAAUCCGCUAUGUCUCCUAUGAUGGCCUUCACCCCCAGCCAGCUGUCCUUGCUGGAGAGGCCACCAGUGGUAGUAAGAGAGCAGCCAGAGUCUCAGAUCUCGGUGAAGGAGAACACACAGCAAUGGACAGACAGGGAACUACCCUGGGACCCAGAGGGGCCUUCUAAGGUUCCUCUCUACUCUGUGCCUACCUCUGGCAGCAGGGAAAAUGCCAAUAAACCCCAUGUUCCCAUCCCCCUGCCUGCCUCUGGAUGGGAGAACCUGUCACAACCUCCUCUCCCAGCAUCCCCCAUCUCCAGAAGGGAGGCCACAGCCAGAGUGCCACCGCAGCCUUUGAGGAAGCCUCAAGGACCCAUGAGGAUCCUGAAGCAGCAUCCUGUGGCCACAACGGGGUCAUCCUCAAACAUUCUCCUACCCAUGCUCUUAGAAAUUAAGAGUAUAAGGGACAUGGCCUCCAAGGCGGAGAUGGAAAACAAGGAAUUGGGCAACUUUCCUCCUUCAGCCAGGUAUACAGGGUUAGCAGAUAACAUUUAA
Molecule: messenger RNA, 2814 nt
Organism: Castor canadensis (American beaver)
Lineage: Eukaryota; Metazoa; Chordata; Mammalia; Rodentia; Castoridae
Gene: Garin5b
Product: golgi associated RAB2 interactor family member 5B
Cellular component (GO): nucleus
Source: RefSeq, a predicted model, not a curated record